UUUGGGUGUAGUAGCGGAAAGAUGGCAGCCGACACAGGGCGAUACCGGAGCGCGGUGUCCAAAAGCAAAGACCCCUCGGGCUUAUUAAUCUCCGUUAUAAGGACCCUGUCGAGCAGUGACGAUGUGCAGGACCGGGAGACGGAGAAGAGUCGCCUGGAGGACGCCUAUGAGAAAUGUGACCGAGAUCUGGAUGAGCUCAUUGUUCAGCACUACACUGAGCUGACCACCGCCAUCCGCACCUACCAGAGCAUCACCGAGAGGAUCACCAACUCUCGCAACAAGAUCAAACAGGUGAAGGAGAACCUGUUGUCGUGUAAGAUGCUGCUGCACUGUAAGCGGGACGAGCUGAGGAAGCUGUGGAUUGAAGGGAUUGAGCACAAGCACGUCCUCAAUCUGCUGGACGAGAUCGAGAACAUCAAGCAGGUCCCUCAGAAACUGGAGACGUUCAUGACCAGCAAGCACUACCUGCACGCCACUGACAUGCUGGUGUCUGCGGUGGAGUCUCUGGAGGGGCCUCUGCUACAGGUGGAAGGCCUUGGCGACCUGCGUCUGGAGCUGCACAGCAGGAAGCUGAACAUUCAUGUAGUGCUGAUUGAUGAGCUGCACCGCCACCUCUACAUCAAGUCCACCAGCCGUGUGGGCCACCGGGGCAAGGACAAGGACAAGGGCCGGCUCGGAGGGUCUACUCCAAAGGACUCGUCUGUUUUGGACGUCAGCAGCCUGUCCACUCCGCGUAAACUCAUGGAGCCCUCUCAAUUCAGCACUCCAGGAACAUCAACCAUUCGAGAUCUCGAGGAUUUGGAGGGAGACCCAGAAGAGAACAGCGCCGAGUUCAUGGGAAUACUGAUCCAGGCUUUGGCCAAACUUAAGAAGAUCCCGGAGACCAUUAAUGCCAUCUUGGAGCGCCUAGAGCCAGAACUCAAACAGAUCCUGAAGAGAUCCACCACCCAGAUUGCAGACCAGAUUGCUUACCAGAAAGGAGAAGGCCUGGUGCAGGAGAACCAGCCGAGGUUGCUGCUGGAACUGCUCGAGCUGCUGUUUGACAAGUUCAACGCCGUGGCGACGGCUCACAGUAUUGUUCUGAGCCAUCUGCAGCAGAUUGUGGUGUCUCCCAACGGAGCCCAGGAGGGCAUCAAACUUUACGAGCAGGCCGACGUCUCCGCCAAGAUCCAGACUGUGCUGCAGGUGCUGCUGAUGGACUACCUGGAUGUGAAGAACACUCGCAGUGCUGCCGAACCCUCUGCUCAGCUUUCUUAUGCCAGCACCGGAGGUGACUUCGGAGCCUUCUUCGCCAAGAAGAAACCACUUCGGCCCAAACAGUCGCUCUUCAAGUUUGAGUCUUCGUCCCACGCCAUAAGCAUGAGCGCCUACCUGCGAGAGCAGCGACGGGAGCUCUACAGCAAGAGCGGAGAGCUACAAGGAGGAGCAGACGAUAACCUGAUCGAGGGAGGCGAGACUAAGUACCUGUGUAAGCCAGGAGCCAGGAACAUCACAGUCAUCUUUCAGCCGCUGCUCAGGUUUAUUCAGGAGGUGGAGUUGAGCAUGGGGCCGGGCAAGCAGUGCCAGCUUCACACCUUCCUCACCUACUACAUCAACGACCUGUUCCUCAACCAGGUGCGCACCGAGACCAAUAAGGAGAUCGAGGCCGUCACUAAAGUGGCUGACCCGCUCAAGAUCCUGGCCAGUGCCGACACCAUGAAGAACCUGGGCGUUCAGAGACCUCUGCUGCAGAGCACUAUAAUAGUGGAGAAGUCCAUCCAGGAUCUGAUGAGCCUGAUGAAGGAUCUCAGUGCAUACUCCAACCAGUUCCUAGAGAUGAUCUGUGACAAGCUCAAAGAAUACAAAGAGAUUUGUAACACCGCCUACAGGGGUAUCGUGCAGUGUGAGGAGAAGCUGACCAUCAGUGCGUCCUGGGCCAAAGAUGAGGACAUCAGCCGCCUGCUGCAGUCGCUGCCCAACUGGGCCAACAUGGCUCAGCCCAGACAGCUUCGACAGAAGAGGGAGGAUGAGGAGGACUUUACUCGAGCGGCCUUUGCUAAGGAGUCUGAGGUAUUGACUGGCAACCUGGGAGACAAGCUGAUCCCUCAGAACGAAAUUCUUCGGGAUGUGAGUGACCUGAAGGCCCUGGCUAACCUGCAGGAGAGCAUGGAGUGGCUAGCUGCUCGCCUCAAAGGCUUCUUCUCCAAUCUGCCACAAAGUUCCAGUGCAUCUCCGGGCUCAGACACCCAGGUGAGCAGUCGAGAGCACAUCCUGCAAACCCUCUCCGACCUUUCCAGGUCCUUCCAGGACAUUGCUGACCGCUGCCUGCUCGUGCUGCACUUAGAGGUCAGAGUUCACUGCUUCCACCACCUCAUCCCGCUGGCCAAGCAGGGCAACUACGCCAUCGUGGCAAACGCCACCAGCAUGGACUACGACCCCCUGGUGGUCAAGCUCAAUAAAGACAUCAGUGCCAUCGAGGAGGUGAUGGGGGCCGCGCUGCAGCAGCACAAGUUCCAGUACAUCUUCGAGGGUUUGGGCCACCUGAUCUCCUGCAUUCUGAUCAACGGGGCUCAGUACUUUAAGCGCAUCAGUGAGUCUGGCAUUAAGAAGAUGUGCAGGAACAUCUUCGUGCUUCAGCAGAACCUCACCAACAUUACCAUGUCGCGGGAAGCGGACCUGGACUUUGCGAGGCAGUACUAUGAGAUGUUGUAUAACACGGCUGAUGAGCUGCUGAACCUGGUGGUGGAUCAGGGUGUGCGAUACACAGAGCUGGAGUACAUCAACGCACUCAGCCUGCUGCACCGCAGCCAAACAGGCGUUGGUGACCUGACGGUGCAGAACAUGCGUUUACAGCGCCUCAAAGAGAUCAUCUGUGAGCAGGCAGCCAUCAAACAGGCCACCAAGGACAAGAAGAUCACCACCGUAUAGACCCGCCGGCACCUCAACAAAGACACUUUACACUAAAGGCAUCCAGUUCUGGUCCUGGAAGCCUGACGUCCAGCACAGUUUGAUGAUUUUGCUGUUUAAACAUGCCUACUAACAAAAGUCAGUCGCAAAGGUUUGAAUAUCUCUCGUGUGAAAGUGAAAUAACUUGAAUAAAUCAAAAUUGUGCACUAAAAUCUGAAGGAUGAUGUAUUUAAAGGGCUCAUAUCAUGGAAAUUGACAUUUUCCUCAUUUUGUUUCAAAUAAGUUAUUAAGUUAACAUUUUACUGUAGGGCAGUGUUCAUAAGGCUUCAUAACACCCACAUAAACCUGUCAAGACAACUGACAUAACCCUUUAUAAAUGUUCAUAAAUGCUUAAUCCAACAGGUGUCAUUCACUGUAAAGGUUAUAUUUGCUACUUUUGAUCGAAGACACCUAAAGUAGCCUUUAUGACAGAUGACACCUGUUGGAAUAAGCUUUAAUAGACAUUUUCUUAGGAGUAUGUCAGUUGUUAUGACAAGUUUAUGUAGGUAUUAUGAAGCCUUAUGAACAGCACCCUACAGUAAAGUGUUAACGAUAGUUAGAUGUAGUGUGCAAACACUGUGUGUCGUUCCCUCGCCGGUCCAUCCGACCAUAUACACAAACAAAACUGCAAAGAAACAGUCCCUUCUGAUUUGUUUUUGUGAUGUCACAAAAACUAAGACAUUUACAUAUACCUACCUAUUCAGUCUAUAACAGUUUAGCUCUGCCUGUUCAUACA
Molecule: messenger RNA, 3661 nt
Organism: Pygocentrus nattereri (red-bellied piranha)
Lineage: Eukaryota; Metazoa; Chordata; Actinopteri; Characiformes; Serrasalmidae
Gene: exoc4
Product: exocyst complex component 4
Exons: 18
Coding region: 22-2907 (961 amino acids)
Biological process (GO): exocytosis; chemical synaptic transmission; Golgi to plasma membrane transport
Cellular component (GO): growth cone membrane; synapse; exocyst
Source: RefSeq, a predicted model, not a curated record